AUGCGCUAUUUAGCGCUACUGGCGGCAGCCUGUGCCAUUCUAGCCGCCGUAGAUGCUGUGGAUCCUUGCAAACGCCAACCAUUCCGAGGCAGAUGCCCGUCAAAAAAUGGCGAAAGUCCUAAGCGAUCACAGUUCGUUCUUCGUUACUACAUGAGAAGUGGAGAAUGCGUUAGUUAUCCCUAUGGUCACUGUGCCAACGAUGAAUCUGAGCCACAACUGUAUCGGUAUAAAGAGGAAUGUGAAGAUGCUUGCAUAAAUCCACCACCAGGUAGCCAAUUGAAUUUACGCCCAAGAUUGCAAGAGUUUGUGAGAAAAUCUGAUAGGUCUCUGAUAAUAUCUACCUCAGAAUGCGAACGACGUCGUGCGCACGCCGCAGUGACGUCAAUUCGCGGUGGAUUCGUACCCGUUUGUACUGCCCAAGGAGAUUUCGAGAAAGUUCAGUGCGAACCUGAUGGACGGCAGUGUUUUUGCGUAGAUGCGAGAGGACUCGAAAUAGCUAACAGUAGAACUCGAAACGGUCGAAAACCUGAUUGUAACAGUAUCCAAUCUGCUUCCACUCCGAGAACAAAGGACUGCGUGGGAGGAGCAGUUCGUGGGCCGUGCUCUGGAUCUCUGGACAGAUGGUAUUAUGACGAAGAUGAGGCAGAAUGCAAGGGUGAACCACUAAAGACAAAGCUGGGGGUCGCAGUUAACUGUGCUAAAUCAGACUGUCCAUCAGGCUACAAAUGUAGCGUCGUACAGCAGUCAAGCGUUUGCUGUCCGGAAAAUAAUAAAAUCAUUGGCCUUCAAAUGUCAGGCUCGGACGACGUAUGUUCUCUGCCGAAGGACCGUGGCCCAUGUGACAAAUACGAACUUCGAUUUUACUUCAACGCCGAACUAAAGGAAUGCAAGUAUUUCUUCUGGGGAGGUUGCGAAGGUAACGGAAACAACUUCGAAAAGGUCGAAGAAUGUGAAUCGACUUGUGGAAUUAUAAAAGUGAAGCAAAGCAUGCCGAUCACCACGAGGACUACUCCAACCGUGACAAUCGGUCGCCAACCAUCCUUCUCAUUCAAGACCACGCAGGGAAUACGAAUAACACCGUCUAAUCGCCCAAAAGUUGAGGAACUCACAACACUGGGAAAGCUUGUCGACCAGCAGUCUACGAUUGCACUCAGUCGUACUUCGGUUGCGACAUCGAUCAGCACUGGUGCCACUGCUGCCACUGCCACCACUGCCACGGUGCCAGUAGGAGUCUUGUCAACGGGAUCUUCAACACUCCAGUUGGCGAACAAGCUGAGUACUGAAGCUAAAGUUGUGGCGCCAGUAGUCCAUGUCACAUACACACGUGCUCCACCAAUUCCGGAGAUGUCGCUACUGGAAGGUAGUGAGGACAACACGGCUGAUGGCGUGAACCGUUGUCUUCAUCCAAGAGAUCCGGGAAACUGUCGUGGACAGUUCGUUCGAUGGUAUUGGGACAAUGAGAAUAAGGUGUGUGACGUCUUCACUUACACUGGAUGUCAAGGAAACGGCAACAACUACGCGAGCCGUGAAGAAUGUUUAGCGAUUUGCCAUAAGGAAGUUGCUCUCUCACCUGGAAACCUUUGCGAACACGACAUCGAAGUGGGCGAAUGUAGUGGUGUAUUUGUCCGAUUUGGCUACGAUAAGCUCACGAACGACUGCCGACAGUUCACGUAUGGAGGUUGUGGAGGUAAGCAAUGGCAACAAUUUUGCGACAGUACAAGAAUGUCGGAAUGUGUGCGUGAAGAAAUUGUGCAAUCCAAAUCCACAGUGUGA
Angiostrongylus costaricensis is the source of this 1773-nucleotide messenger RNA. NCBI's taxonomy places the organism in Eukaryota, Metazoa, Nematoda, Chromadorea, Rhabditida, Metastrongylidae. The record is from the annotation of a GenBank genome assembly.